AUGAUCACAGUUGAGUCGUCAAAAAAGAAAGUGGGUGGAAUUGUGAAGCUCAAGAAUGUUGUAGAGAGGUUGGUGCAGAUCAAAAGCUUUUCAUCGGCAAAGAAACCCGGUUCCGAGGAGUACGGCCGUGAUUGUGUCCCAAAAGAUGUGAAGGAAGGUCAUGUUGCGGUCAUAGCCGUUGAUGGAUAUCAUGAGGCUACACAAAGAUUUGUUGUCCCAUUAAUGUUUCUAGAACAUCCGAUGUUCAGGAAGCUUCUCGAACGGGCGGAGGAAGAAUACGGGUUCAAUCACGAUGGAGCCCUCAUGGUACCAUGCCGGCCAAGCCACCUCCGCAGGAUAUUGACCGAACAGUGGUGUUAG
Molecule: messenger RNA, 360 nt
Organism: Raphanus sativus (radish)
Lineage: Eukaryota; Viridiplantae; Streptophyta; Magnoliopsida; Brassicales; Brassicaceae
Product: auxin-responsive protein SAUR50
Exons: 1
Coding region: 1-360 (119 amino acids)
Biological process (GO): response to auxin
Source: RefSeq, a predicted model, not a curated record